Messenger RNA from Clarias gariepinus (North African catfish), 600 nucleotides. RefSeq lists its product as uncharacterized. The transcript has 2 exons. Bases 115 to 600 code for a protein of 161 amino acids. NCBI's taxonomy places the organism in Eukaryota, Metazoa, Chordata, Actinopteri, Siluriformes, Clariidae. The record is from RefSeq and is a predicted model, not a curated record.
UUUCUAUUAUCUUUUCACUUUUCUUGUUCAACUUAAAAAAUAUAGGGCGGCGCUUACGCCAACUAUAAAUUCUUGGUACUUCCGGUUUACUCUACAGUUUUCAAGACACAGGCCAUGGCUAAUCGCAUCUGCACGAAUAAUCAUUGCGUCCCUCCAAACGACUCGGACAGCCAGAGCAGUCCGGCUCACAGUCCUACUGACUACACUCCUACUGAACCUGUCAUGGACCGGGCCCCGGUGAGUUUUGCUGAGGAUGAGCCCGAGCCAUCUGGAUCGCUAUUACAGUUUCUAGAGGAGACAGUGCUUACUUUUGGUAAAACUGAUUACUCCAAACCUGGUCCUUCUAAAAGACCUCGUGUGGAUAGCCCUUAUCCAUUUUCUUUUAGGCCCGUACGGCCCGAGUCUACUACUCCGGCUCCGCCGGUCCUAAAACCUGUUUGUCAUGUUAAUGAUGGUACCCAGACCGAUUCUAAAGUGUCUGUUGGCACCCAAACAGCUUCUAUUCCCGCGCCUAUGCCAAUUCUAAAUCGCGGUGUUUUUGUUCCUCUCACUGAUCUUCAAAUUGGUUAUGUCCUGCCUCAAAGGAGGUCAGAUACUUGA